Molecule: messenger RNA, 3174 nt
Organism: Tachysurus vachellii
Lineage: Eukaryota; Metazoa; Chordata; Actinopteri; Siluriformes; Bagridae
Product: metalloreductase STEAP2-like
Exons: 5
Coding region: 242-1717 (491 amino acids)
Biological process (GO): copper ion import
Cellular component (GO): plasma membrane; endosome
Molecular function (GO): ferric-chelate reductase (NADPH) activity; cupric reductase (NADH) activity
Source: RefSeq, a predicted model, not a curated record
CAGGGUGUGCUAGUGAAGCGUUACAGGGUGACAUUGCAGGGCAGGUCACAGCUGUGUAGUUACAGCUGGUAUCAGCGCGGUGUUUUCAUCCAGAUGUCAAUCAUGUGGACGUUUCUCUGAUUUAUCCUCCAUGUAGCAGCAGAAUGUAAACUACUGUCGGUUAUAACGCAAUGAACAGCCAAAUCGUGCUUAUUAAAAGAAACGUGGUUUGAUCAACAUCUAGAGCUCCAGGUCUAAAGAAAUGGACUCCAUCUCACUGAUGGGCAGCAGUCCUGCAGGCAAAGCCUUCUUCCUUCCUAACGGCAUGAAGAACGGGCCCAGAGAAGGCUCCAGCAAGCCGUCAGUGGCCAUCAUCGGCUCUGGGGAUUUCUCCAAGUCUUUGGCCAUCCGUCUGCUGUGUAGUGGCUUUCAUGUAGUGGUGGGCAGUCGACAGCCCAAGCGGGCGGCUGAGUUUUUUCCUCAUGUGGUAGAUGUGACCCAUCACGAGGACGCAGUGGGCAAAGCUUCCGUUAUUUUCUUGGCUAUCCACAGAGAACACUACUCUUCUCUCUGGGACAUCAAGCACCUCUUAGCUGGCAAAAUCUUGGUGGACGUCAGCAACAACAGGAGGUCGAACCAGUAUCCAGAAUCCAAUGCAGAGUACCUCGCUUCCCUAUUCCCAGACUCUGAUGUGGUGAAAGGAUUUAAUGUAAUCUCAGCAUGGGCUAUGCAGUCAGGCCCUAAAGAUGCUAGUCGACAGGUGUAUAUCUGCGGUAACUCAGUGGAAGCGAGGCAGCAGGUCAUCGAGUUGGCCCGGCAGCUCAGUUUCAUUCCCGUGGAUAUGGGCACACUUACCUUGGCAAAGGAAAUAGAGAACAUGCCGUUGCGGCUGUUUUCAGACUGGAAAGGUCCCGUUCUUACUGCUGUUGCCAUUUCCAUCUUCUUCUUUGCUUACUCUUUCAUUCGGGAUAUCAUUCAUCCAUAUUUGAAAAAUGGGCAAAGCUUUUUUUAUAAGAUCCCACUGGAGAUUGUGAACAGGACACUUCCGGUGGUGGCUAUAACUGUGCUGGCGCUGGUGUAUUUAGCGGGUCAGCUCGCUGCUGCGCACCAGCUCUUCUAUGGCACUAAGUUCCGGCGCUUUCCCAGCUGGCUGCAGGGAUGGUUACAGAGCCGCAAGCAGCUGGGCUUGCUCAGCUUUUUCUUUGCCUGCAUCCAUGUACUCUACAGCCUCUGCCUGCCCAUGAGGAGGUCUGAGAGAUAUCUGUUGCUCAAUAUGGCGUACCAGCAGGUUCAUGCCAACAUAGAAAACUCGUGGAAUGAGGAGGAGGUGUGGAGAGUGGAGAUGUACGUGUCUUUUGGUAUAAUGAGUCUGGGCCUUCUCUCUCUCUUGGCCAUCACGUCCAUUCCAUCAGUAAACAGCGCCCUCAACUGGCGAGAGUUCAGCUUUAUCCAGUCCACGCUUGGCUAUAUCGCCCUGCUUAUCGCCACCAUCCACGCACUGCUGUUUGGCUGGAAGCGGGCGUUUGAAGAGGAGUCGUAUCGUUUCUACAUGCCGCCCACCUUUGUAGUAGCCGUGGCUCUGCCUGUCACGGUGAUUGUGGGUAAAGCUGUGUUAAUGAUGCCUUGCAUGGCAUGGAGGCUGAAGAGAAUCCGCAGAGGCUGUGAUGACAGUCAGCAUCAUGCUGAUCGUGAGAGACCUACAGCCCAUGUUUCCCCAGAAAGAGUCACCAUUAUGUAGCAUCAUCUGCACUUAUCUACAGUAAUAUCUCAGCAACAGCUCAGCCUCCUUCCUACCAUGCAGUGUCCCUCUGACUAAUAGAAGCAAUGGUUUCCUUUUUUCGGUUUGUAUUAGUACAUGUUGUGUUUUUGUGAGUCACAUGAUUGGUGCAUGAAAUGAAUUUGGAGUCACACUGGCUAAGCAUGUGACUGGGCCUUUAUAUGAUGGGGCCUGUGGCUAAAAUGAAAGCUCCAUUUAGGCCAUGUGCUCUGACCACAUGCUGUGGUAACAUUCCGAUUUGUGUUAUAGGAAAAUAAUCAGUGUUGUUUUAUUCCAUUUAUUUGACCGCAAUUUGCCAAAGUUUUUUUUGUUAAUUAUUAUUCAUGAAUGGGAAAAGAAAUUUAUUUCCAUCUAACGUCCACAAAACAUUACAUUCCUGUUAUCACUUAUGAUUUAGCCUCUAUAAUCAGUUGUUCCAUUACAAAAAUACAGCUUAUUUCCAUGAAACUCCUAAACAUAACUUCUGUCCUUAGAUUUUCCUGUGGUGGAACACCAUUUCCCCUCACUGUUACAAAGCACUGUCAAAGGAGUCUCCUUCCAUAAAUGUGACGAAACGCACAUACACUUAUUCUGUUUAGAAGAUGCCCUUAUUCAGAGUGACUUAUAUUUAUAUCAUUUAUAAAAUUUAGGGUUAAGGACCUUGCUAAAGGGCCCAACAGUGUGAGCUUGGCAAUGCUGGGAUUUAAACUCAUGAUUUUCCUGUCAGUAGUCCAGAGACUGAGUGACCCCUGCUCCAAGUAAAAAAUCCAAAAUUCUAGCUAUUUCUUUAAAUGGCAACAAUCUAUGUAUUAUUAAACUUACAUGACAUGGUGUGCAUACCAUGCAAGUCUCUGUGGGAUAGUUACUCUAGAAACAAUAAAUAAUUGACCAAGUGAAGUAAUCUAAAACUGUUAUUUGCCUUUCUGUGAAAGCCAUUAUAAAAUUAAUUAACAUUAAUCAACACUUACUGACAGAUUAGAUUUGAGAAUUCAGCAGCGCUGUAGUAAACCGUACCUUACUUGUUUUUCACAAUACAAAGCAUCAGAUGCUGAACAGUGUCAGGUUUAUUCAUGUUGCUGAGUGGGUAGUUUGCUGUGCUUGUCUGGUUCUUACAGUGAACUUUUGCAGCUGUAGUUACAAACGCAAUAGCAACAAUCAAGCAUAAUCCGUCAGCAGAACAUAUUUCUACUGUUUUGUGUGCAAAUGUACAUUUGCUGUUUUUGUGGAAAUGUUUUAAAGUUGUAAAAAAUAGCAACGCCUAAUGCUGUGAUGUCUGCAUAUGUGAUAAACAAGUAAAAUCUAAUCGGUCACUCCUGUCAUUAAAUGUCUGUUGAUUGUAUUAGCAGCAACAAUGAGGUACAAAGAAUCAACUGAUCAACCAGGAUUCAUUAUAAUUCAUCUCAAUGAUACUACAUAAUAGCCCUUGCUUCAAAACUCCU